AUGGCUAAAGGAAGACUGGAGAGUCUUUUAAACAGACUCAAGAAAACGCCAGCGCUUCUAUCUGCUUACCACCAGGAGAUCGAACAACUUAGAGUCCAAAACUUCGUAGAAAAGGCAGACCUAAACUACGAUGGACUCCACACUUAUCUGCCACAUCAUCCUGUCAUUCGACAGGACAAAACUACCACAAAGAUCCGACCGGUCUUUGACGGAGCGGCUAAGUCCAAAUUUGGACCAAGCCUCAACGACGUCCUAGAAACCGGUCCAAACCUGAAUCCUGACCUGCUAGCCGUUCUAAUGCGAUUCCGAUUAAAUCGGAUCGCAUGGAUAGCAGAUAUCGAAAAAGCUUUUUUAAACAUCACCCUUCAUCCUGAAGACUCAGAAGCAGUACGAUUUCUGUGGGUAACGGAGCCAGAAACACCUGGCUCCCCUUUAGUCGCUUACAAAUGGAAACGAGUUCCAUUUGGACUCAGUUCCAGCCCAUUCUUGCUUAGAGUUACCCUCAACAAGCAUUUGGAUGGAAUGGAGCCGCUGUACUCUACUACAGUUAAACAACUAAAAGAACAAAUUUACGUCAACGACUACCUAGGUGGCGCCGACAGCAUCCCCACAGCAAAAAACAGGAUUCAGGAAACAAAGGCCAUCUUCCAGGAGGCCAAACUCAACAUGCGAAGCUGGGUGACAAACGACAAACCACUUCGCAAAUUUCUCAGUGAGAAGGGGCUUAUCAACCCCAUUGUAAAAAUCUUCACUCAGAAACUGGAAGAGGGCCAACCAAAGGUCCUAGGCAUUCGGUGGGACACCGAAUCCGACACGUUCCAAUUCGACCCCGCGCCUAUCAUUGAAGCCGCUACAGAAUUGGGGGACCGAGUAACAAAAAGAAAUAUCCUACGGAUAUCUGCAAGAGUGUUUGAUCCCAUUGGGUUCUUAGCACCCACUACACUCCUGCUAAAAAUCAUCUACCAGAAGCUUUGGGAAGCGGAAAUUGACUGGGACGUCGAAGCGCCGCCGGAAAUAAAACAAACAUGGAUAGCUGCAAUGACUGGGUUGAACGAGUUUGCCAAAUUGAAAAUCCCUCGCUGGAUAGGCUACUCAAAAAGGGUCAUACAAUCAGCAGAAAUUCACGUCUUCGGCGAUGCGUCUGAGGCAGCGUAUGGAGCCGUUGCUUACGCAAGGCUCCAAACCAAAAACAACGAAACCAGUAUCCACUUUCUCGCCAGUAAAACAAAAGUGGCACCUCUCCCAAAGAAAAAAGUUACCCUACCACGACUGGAGUUAUUGAGCUCGCUUUUAGCCGCACGGCUAGGAGAAAAACUGAAAAAUUUUCUCCACAUAGAGUCUUGGCGAACCAUAUUUUGGGCAGACUCUUUGGUAGCACUUGGGUGGCUCAGAGGAGAUCCUAACAGAUGGAAACCAUUUGUUAGGAACCAAGUGGAAGCUAUCAGGAAGCUGUCUGGAGUAAGUUGGUGGCGGCACUGCCCGGGCAUACACAAUCCUGCGGAUCUUGCCUCGCGGGGAGCGCCAGCGUCAGCGCUGGUACACUCCGAGCUAUGGUGGAAUGGUCCACCAUGGCUAAAGGACGAAACAGAAUGGCCGGAUUCAACACCCGAAGCAGGGGAGACGAGCAUCUACGAAAAGAUCGAAGCGGAAGCCAAAGGAAAAACCGUCAUCAUGUCGGUGGUUACCGUGGAACCAGCUACCCCAAUGGAAUGGCAGCUGGAACGAAUUCCAUCAUGGAAUCGCCUACUUCGACGAACCGCCUGGAUGCUUAGGUUCAUCUCCAAGAAUCGCCCCACCAACAGAACGCAGAUACAAACUCCAAUCAAGAUAGGAGACGAAAAAGAAAUACUGGUAGACCAUCUUACAGUAGAGGAACUGACGAAGGCGGAGCUACUUAUCUACAGGCAGCUCCAAAAAGAAGCAUUUCCAAAGACGUUUCAAGACCUACAAGAGGGAAGGCAACCACACCACAAGGAGAAAAUUGCCAAACUCCGACCCGUGUGGGAUGAAAGAGACAAGGUGAUCAGAGUGACCGGAAGGGUUGAGUUGGCACUAAGAGACAGGGACAUUGAACCUGCCAUACUGCUGCCCACUCACCACCCAGUUGUCAAAUUGUUCAUCGCGGACAGGCACGUCUCACUUAAACACGCCGGAGUGAAAACUACCCUCUCCGAUUUAAGAGAACAUUUUUGGAUUAUUAAAGGACGUCAGCAGACUAAGUCAGUUUGGCAUGCCUGCGUCAAAUGCCAACGGCUAACUUCACCGCCAUUCACAGAAGUAGCUGCACCUCUACCACUGAAUCGCUUGAAACAAGCGAAAGCCUUCGAAAUCACGGGUGUGGAUUUCGCAGGGCCAUUGUAUUACAAACACCCAAUAUCACGUAAGAAACGCAAGCAAGCGGAACUUACGACCUCCGUGGAUCCCCCACAAACGGAUGAUCCAAGUAUGGAGACUCCAGCAGAGCCUCCAGCCAUGGAACAAACGGAGGAAAAAGAAAACCUCCAACCGGACGACUCAGGCAAGAUGAAAAAGGGUACAAUCAAGCAACCCAAAAGUUAUGCAUGCUUAUUCACCUGUGCGGUGACUAGGGCCGUCCACCUGGAGUUAACUAAAACCAUGUCAGCACGUGACUUUCUCCUAGCUUUCCGAAGAUUUUCGGCUAGGAGAGGUAACGUAUCUGUCAUGUAUUCGGACAACGCACAAACCUUUAGGUGCGUUUCCAAACACUUAAAGGUCUUGAGAUCUGAUCCAGCUAUCCAUGACCUCUUAGCCAUGCGAAAAACCGAGUGGAUCUUCUCCGCCAGCCUAGCCCCAUGGUGGGGAGGCAUUUGGGAACGCAUGGUUAGGACAAUGAAAGACCUACUACGGCGUUCCAAUGACCGUGCGUGUAUAGAAUACGACGAGUUGGAAGUCAGUUUGAUCGACACAGAAAGCGUAGUGAACGCAAGGCCACUCACUUAUGUGGCAGAGGGGAAUGAUGAUCCACUUCCCAUCACUCCAAAUCAAUUUCUGAACAACAGACGAUCUAAUUGCACUCCGCCGGAGCCAGCAAUUAACCUACUGACUCCCGACCCAACCAACGCACGACUCAUCGAGAUGGACCGUCUACGCAGAGACUACGUCAAGGACACUUGCGAGCGAUUCGUGAAUGACUACUUGCUCCAAGUAGACAAUUUUCACUGCAAAGGAGGGCCUGGACGCAAGAUCCGAGUAGGCGAAGUUAGACGAGCGAAGUUAGACUUAUGUGGACAGUCGGUGUAG
Daphnia carinata is the source of this 3261-nucleotide messenger RNA. RefSeq lists its product as uncharacterized. Gene Ontology annotation, molecular function: nucleic acid binding. Gene Ontology annotation, biological process: DNA integration. The transcript has a single exon. Bases 1 to 3261 code for a protein of 1086 amino acids. The record is from RefSeq and is a predicted model, not a curated record. NCBI's taxonomy places the organism in Eukaryota, Metazoa, Arthropoda, Branchiopoda, Diplostraca, Daphniidae.